UCAAAUAUCGCGGUAUUUCGUGGUUCGCGCGGCGAGUACAUCUCCCCCUUCCAGCCUCUUGUGUGCACCAGUCGUCUUGGACACGCAGACUAAAAUGGCGUCAGCUUCUGACUACAGCUCCUACGGCCAGUCCGGCGCGCAGCAAGGGUAUGCUUAUGCUGCCCAGCCAUCACAAAGUUAUGGACAGUCUGCGCAGCAAAGCUAUGGUCAGCAGAACUAUGGAUCCUAUGCCCAACCUGCUGCUGCUGCUGCAGAUAGCAGCUACACUCAGACAACACCUGCAGCUGGAGGCUACCCUCAGCAGCAACAGCAGUAUGGCUCCUCAUACGGUCAACAAGCAUCAGCUGGCUACCCUGCAGCCCAGUCUACUAGUCACAGCUACUCACAGUCAGCCCAAGGUUAUGGAGCCACCGGUUACGACAGCACUCCUGCUGCUGCCGCUCCAGCGGCGUCCCAGUCCUAUGGCUCUCAGCCAGGGUAUAGUGCCCAGUCUGCCUACCCUGGCUAUGGCCAGCAGGCUGCUCCCACAGCACCUCAGAGUUACAAUGCUAACAGCCAGCCAGCAAGCUACAACCAAAAUAGCUACUCUCAAUCUGCAGCAUAUGGCCAGCAACAGGCUGGUUACCAGGGCCAGCAGGCGAGCUACAACCAACAGCAGGGAUAUCAGCAGCAGACCCAGCAGCAGCCACAGGCUCCUCCUGCUUACCCUCCUCAGGCCGCUGGUUCCUACGGGCAACCUCCAGCCAGCCAGUACAGCCAGCAAGGCGGACCACCCAGUUACAACCAAUCCAACCAUUACAAUAACUACAGGCAGGAUGGCCAGGGUGGAGGUUCUGGUUACCCUGGCUCUGAGUCUUCAAGGUACCAAGGGGUGGGAGAGAACCGCGGCCCCGGCAGAGAUGGUUUUGACAGAGGGGGAAUGAUGCACCGUGGACGUGGAGGCAUGGGUCGUGGCAUGGGCAGCGCUGGAGACAGAGGUGGCUUCAAUAAGCCUGGUGGACCUAUGAGCGACGAGCGUGAAAUGGGACGUCCAGAGGAGCAGGACGACUCUGAGAACAGCACAAUUUACAUCACGGGGCUAACCGAGAAGGCCAACCUGGAGGAAAUGGCCGAAUUCUUCAAGCAUGUCGGUCCAAUAAGGAUUAACCGCAGACUGGGCCAGCCAGCUAUUAACAUUUACACAGACAAGGACACGGGAAAACCAAAGGGAGAUGCCACUCUGUCCUAUGAGGAGCCAGUCUGUGCCAAAGCAGCUGUGGAGCAUUUUGAUGGGAAAGAGUUCCAGGGCCGACGGUUAAAGGUGUCCAUGGCACGUCGUAAACCCAUGAUGGGAGGAAUGAGAGGCGGCAUGCCCAUGCGAGAUGGCAUGAUGGGCCGUGGAGGUAUGAUGGGCCGUGGAGGAGACCGUGGUGGGUUUGGCCCACGAGGUGGUCCACGUGGAAUGGGCAGAGGUGGACCCACUGGAGGCAACAUGCAGCAGAGAGCUGGGGACUGGGAGUGCCCAAACCCGGGCUGUGGCAACCAGAACUUUGCCUGGAGGAUGGAGUGCAACCAGUGCAAAGCUCCUAAACCAGAGGGGUUAGGCGGGGGCCCUCCUUUCCCCAUGGGAGGUGACCGGGGCAGAGGUGGAAUGGGCAUGCGUGGAGGCAGAGGUAUGGACCGUGGCGGGCCAGCAGGAGCUGGAGGCCCGGGUGGCCCCGGAGGUUUCCGUGGAGGCUGGGGAGGCGACCGCGGUGGCUUCAGGGGGCGUGGUGGCAUGGAUCGGGGAGGUUUCCGUGGGGCCGGCCGUGGAGGACCACCAAUGGACCGAAUGGGUGGCAGAGGUGGAAGAGGAAUGGGACCACCAGGUGGAAAGAUGGAUAUGAGGGACCAUCGCCAGGAGCGUAGAGACCGUCCUUACUGAGGAAGAAGAACUUGACUGUUCCUGUUACGGAAUUUGAGUUUUGUUUUUUGUUUUUUAUUAAAAAAAAAUUGAGAAUUUUUAAUUUAUGAUUCCAUAAUUUGACUGCUUUCAUACAUCCUGUGCAGUUACAUCCACUUUUGACUAGUGUUUCCAUUUUUGUUUUAGUUUAUCUGUGUUUAUACUGCAUCUUUUAUUGUGCAUGUUUUUUUUGUUAUUUUGUAGUUGCUUUUUAAAUAUUCAGAUUAGUUUUGACAUUGUAUCGUAAAUGCUAUAUUUUUCAUUCAUAACACCAUUGCCUCCUCUUUCCCAUCCCUGACAAUUGUAUGUUGACAAGCUUGGGGAAAUAAAAUUUUACUGAUUUGA
Mugil cephalus (flathead mullet) is the source of this 2266-nucleotide messenger RNA. RefSeq names its product EWS RNA-binding protein 1b (gene ewsr1b). Lineage: Eukaryota; Metazoa; Chordata; Actinopteri; Mugiliformes; Mugilidae. The record is from RefSeq and is a predicted model, not a curated record. Gene Ontology annotation, molecular function: transcription coregulator activity; RNA binding. Gene Ontology annotation, cellular component: nucleus. The transcript has 15 exons. Bases 95 to 1903 code for a protein of 602 amino acids. Gene Ontology annotation, biological process: regulation of DNA-templated transcription.